UCUUGUUAUUAUUUUUCAUUCAUUCACACAAAAAAAAAAAUAAAUAAAUUUAAAUAAUAAUAAAUAAAAAAUUAGAAUUUUUUUCCGCUAUUUAUUGUAAAUUGUGACAUCGAUCAAUCAUUUAAAUUUACAAUUAUUCGCGAGACUUUUGUUUACUUUUCUCGCGCUGUCAUUAUGAAAAUAUUAUAAAGUUGUGACGAGACGAUGUGUUAUCGUGGAUGAAAGUAUACACACAUGCACAUGUACAAAAAAAAAUAUUAAAAAGCGAUAAUAAUCUACUAACUAAGCAAUUGUAUCAGAACAGAAAAAUUUUUGCACUGCAGUAUUAAAUGUGUGUUAAUUAUACAUCAUUAUUUAUACUUUUGUUUAGAAUAUAAAGAAACAGAAUUUUAAUACAAAAAAAAAAAUAUAUAUAAUAUAUAUUAAACAACAAGUGAAUAACAAUUGAAAAAUAAAUUAAAAUAUAAAUAAAAGAGGAUCGUGCUGACGUCACCGGUCAACAGUGGCAGCCAACAACAACAAAAUCAAUCAAGUGAAUUAAAUUCGUAAAAAAAUAUAUAUUAUAAUAAAAGAAAUCAAAUAAAGGAGCAAAGAUCAACUUAUAAGAACGACGACGAGUACAAAAUUAAUUUAAUUAAAAAAAAGUUUUUUUUUUAUAAAUAUUAUUGUUCGUUGAAACUAAACAAGAAAUUGUAUUUAUUUACUGUAUGAAUACAAAGAAGUGCCUUUCAGUAUAAUAAAUUAUUUUAAGUAUUGUUGAAAUUAUAAACAAUUGAUCCUUUAUUUAAUAUAAAGUGACUUUUGGAUAUCUUUCUAAGGAGCAUCAAUACUAAAAGGCAUCUCCCAACAUACCCAAAAGUAAUUAAAAAAAUUACAAAAAAUAUGAAAACAGUUCAAUUAAUAAUGUUGCUAUCGACAAAACGUGAAAAAAAUUAAUUAAACAAGUGUCUGAAACAAAAAAAAAGAAGAUUUUUUAUGAGCAAACAUAAAAAAGAAUAAAGAAAGAAACGGAAAUCGAGUGGAAAAUUAAAUAAUAAAUACAUUUUGAGGAAGUUUAAGCGAGAAAUAACACGAAAAAAUGGCGUCACAGAGAUUUUGUCUGCGAUGGAAUAAUCAUCAAACGAAUUUGUUGUCCGUUUUUGAUCAAUUGUUGCACGCGGAAACCUUCACUGAUGUCACGUUAGCUGUUGAGGGGCAGUACCUGAAAGCGCAUAAAAUGGUUUUAUCAGCAUGUAGUCCGUAUUUCCAACAAAUUUUCACAAAUCACCCCGAAAAGCAUCCCAUUGUCAUCCUGAAGGAUGUUCCGUUUGCCGACAUGAAGUGCUUGCUGGAUUUCAUGUAUCGCGGCGAGGUUUCUGUUGAUCAAGAACGUCUCACCGCAUUCCUGCGCGUAGCUGAAAGUCUGCGUAUCAAGGGUCUGACUGAAGUAAAUGACGACAACAAAGCGUCAUGUCCACCGUCAGCGGGUAACAAUAACUCGCAAGCGAGCCAAAAUGCGUCGCAACAGCAAUCGCAGCAGCAACCAAUGACACCACCGCCUAAUUUACAUAGAAUUAAUCCCUAUUUAUUACAACAACAGCAACAGCAACAAAGGCAGCAAACGGAGAACAACACGUCGACACGCAAUAAUAACACGUCGAAUGGCACACAAAACAUGGCAGUCUCAAAUCCGUUGCUCGGAUCUGCGUUAUCGGGACCCAAACGGAAACGCGGAAGACCACGGAAGCUGUCGGGAAGUGAUAUGGGCGAAGAUUACGAGGACUUGGAACGGGAAAAUCUUGUGCAGGGCUCACCGGAAAUUUUGGAAGUUAGAAUGGGCACGGAAGGUUUUCAACAAUCAGGCAAUGAAGGAUCCGACGAAAAUGGCGUUAGUCGAUCGAUCGAUGAUGGUGACGACUCUUCCAACGAUGUAAUUGAAACUUCUGAAGCAUCUCACCGCAAAUCAACGUCGUCACCAAAUGCAGCAGCUUCAACGUCUAAAGGAGGCAGUCCCAGAAAAGAUGAAAACACAUCAGAUUAUCCCGGCGAUAACAGUCAAAUGGAUUCUGACGAUCAAACGAUGGAUUCGACAUACAUUGAGCCUCAAUUGUUGAUGGAUGAGUACGAUGAGCCGCUAGAAUUCAAAUACGAUCCAAGUAAUGCGGAUUCAUCGACACCCACGCCCGGCAACGUUUCGUCCUCGAGUAAUGCGAGCAACAAUAACAACAGCAACAGUUCACUCACCAUUAGUACAACGCCGACAACGACAGCGCUAAUGCCCAAAUUGGCUCUCAUACCAACGCAGCAGCUCUUGCAGCAACAAAUGCAGCUGAAAAUGAACGCUUCCACGCGGAAUCUCCUACCAAAGCUCCAAAAACGUCCAAAAUUGUCGAAAAACGAGAAUGGCAUGGACAAGGCAACAGCGGCAAAUGUCGCUGCCUUGUCUCCCUACAACUUGGCAAAUGUCCUCGGAAUGAAAAGCGAUUUCAUCGACUUGUUUGCGAACACGAUGGUUGCGGCGAAAAAAGGCGCAACGCCGCAAUCGACGACACCAACGCCCAACAACACUUCGGGAACGGGCGCCGGCUUGAAAGUCGAACCGCUAAUUUCGGGAAAUCGCAACAACAAGUACGUCAUCGAGGACAAUGAGGGAUCCGUGCGUGACUAUUGCACCAAAGAGGCUGAUCACGUGUACCGUUGCAAGGUCUGUUCGCGCGUUUACACGCACAUCAGUAACUUCUGCCGGCAUUAUGUGACGUCACACAAGCGAAAUGUCAAAGUUUAUCCGUGCCCGUAUUGCUUCAAGGAAUUCACGCGAAAGGACAACAUGACGGCACACGUCAAAAUUAUCCACAAAUUGGAAUAUAGUGCGCAACAGGCGCAACAGCAACACAGUUUAUCGGGAUCGACAACGCCCACAAACUCGGGAACGUCUCUCAUACAGACGCCCGAUAUUUCACCAAUGCAACUCGUGCAAACGGUCAUGCAAGCACCUACUUCGACGCCAACUAUGCCAGCACCACAAGCGGCAACAAGUCAAUAACUUACACUGCAAAAAAAAAAGAAUGAUUGAAUGAAAGUUAGAAUUGUUUAUUUCUUACUAUCUUACAUAAUUAUUAUUUUUUUUUUGUUUUUUUUUUGAUGAAAAAGUAGAAGAAAUGUUGCAAUUAUAAUUUAUAAAAGAAAAUUCUCAAGUACCUUAUUAAAAUUACUUUGUUUAUUUUUUUUCUUAUUAUUAUUAUUUAAUAUAAGAAUUACGCGAAAAAAAGUGAAAUAUGUAGAAAUUAAUUAAUUA
This is a messenger RNA of Culicoides brevitarsis, 3274 nucleotides long. Its product is annotated as protein tramtrack, alpha isoform-like. The record is from RefSeq and is a predicted model, not a curated record. NCBI's taxonomy places the organism in Eukaryota, Metazoa, Arthropoda, Insecta, Diptera, Ceratopogonidae. The transcript is spliced from 6 exons. Gene Ontology annotation, biological process: regulation of transcription by RNA polymerase II. Gene Ontology annotation, cellular component: nucleus. The coding region runs from base 1079 to 3022 and encodes 647 amino acids. Gene Ontology annotation, molecular function: protein binding.